AUGACCCAAUGCACCAUCCCUCAAGCGAUCCCGGACGUUCUAAGGAUCUACUCCAGAGCGGGUGAGGACCUCCGUCACGCCUCGUUCCGCAGGAUCGUGGUCAGCACCUGCUCCAGCGCCGGAAUGUUCCACAAUGUGGGACUGCAAGUUGGACAUUUUACUCACAUAUUUUUGGAUGAAGCCGGUCAGGCCACGGAGCCAGAAGCCCUGAUCCCCAUAAGUCUCGUGUCUGAGGUUGACGGACAGAUAGUCCUGGCUGGAGAUCCUCGUCAGCUGGGGCCAGUGGUGAAGUCCAAAAUGGCGUCUACGUUUGGUCUGGGUGUUUCUCUGCUGGAGCGACUCAUGGCCAACCCUCUGUAUGUGCGGCACGACUGGGGCUACAACCCUCGGCUGGUAACUAAACUGGUCCAUAACUACCGCUCGCAUAAGGCUCUGCUGACGCUGCCGUCCAAACUCUUCUACGACGGAGAGCUGUGUGUGAGAGCGCCCCCUGCUGUCGUCCAGUCUCUCUGCCAAUGGAAAACUCUGCCCAAGAAAGGAUUUCCUCUGCUCUUUCACGGAGUCAGGGGCACAGAAAUGAGAGAAGGAAGUAACCCGUCCUGGUUCAACCCUGUGGAGGCUGUUCAGGUGAUGCUCUACUGCUGCCAGCUCGCAAAGAAGCUCUACAACCCUGUGAACGCCUUGGACAUCGGCAUCAUCGCCCCCUACAGGAAACAGUCAGAGAAGAUCCGGGUGCUGCUCAGUAAGGUCGGCCUGUCUGACAUCAAAGUUGGAUCUGUGGAGGAGUUUCAAGGACAAGAGUAUCUGGUCAUCAUCCUGUCCACGGUCCGUUCUAAUGAAUCCGUGUCCGCUGACGACUUGCAAAGCUCUCUCGGUUUCUUGAGCAAUCCCAAACGCUUCAACGUGGCCAUCACUCGAGCCAAGGCCUUGCUCAUCAUCGUUGGAAAUCCUCACAUCCUCAUUCAGGACCCGUGCUUCCGGUCUCUUCUGGAAUACAGCUUCAUCAACGGUGCAUAUCUGGGCUGUGAUCCGCCCUCGUGCCUCAAAGAGACUCCAGUAUUUACUGAAGCUGCCAGUUCCUGA
Messenger RNA from Knipowitschia caucasica, 1083 nucleotides. The record is from the annotation of a GenBank genome assembly. NCBI's taxonomy places the organism in Eukaryota, Metazoa, Chordata, Actinopteri, Gobiiformes, Gobiidae.